ACCGCCGGCCUCCGCAGGGUCGCGGGAGCCGCGCGGCGGAUGGGAGGGGCCGGGGCGAAAGUUGCGGCCGCGGGAUCCGGGAUUCGGGGCAAUGGAGCCGGGCCCCGCCUUGUCCCCCGGGCCUUCCCGCUCCUUCAAGGAGGAGCUGCUCUGCGCCGUCUGCUACGACCCCUUCCGUGACGCCGUGACUCUGCGCUGCGGCCACAACUUCUGCCGCGGGUGCGUGACCCGCUGCUGGGAGGUGCAGGUGGCACCCACCUGCCCGGUGUGCAAGGACCGCGCGGCCCCCGCCGACCUGCGCACCAACCACACCCUCAAUAACCUCGUGGAGAAGCUGCUGCGCGAGGAGGCCGAGGGCGCGCGCUGGACCGGCCACCGCUCUCCGCGCCUCUGCCGCCUGCACCGCGGCCAGUUCAACCUCUUCUGUCUCGACGACAAAGAGCUGCUGUGCUGCUCGUGCCAGGCCGACCCCCGGCACCAGGGGCACCGCGUGCAGCCGGUGAAGGACACUGCCCACGACUUUCGGGCCAAGUGCAGGAACAUGGAACACGCGCUGCGGGAGAAAGCCAAGGCCUUCUGGGCCAUGCGGCGCUCCUACGAGGCCAUCGCCAAGCACAAUCAGGUGGAGGCUGCCUGGCUGGAAGGGCGAAUCCGGCAGGAGUUUGACAAGCUUCGAGAGUUCUUGAGAGUGGAGGAGCAGGCCAUCCUGGAUGCCAUGGCCGAGGAGGCCAGGCAGAAGCAGCUUCUGGCCGAGGAGAAGAUGAAGCGGCUGGCGGAAGACACGGAGGCCCUGGCCCAUGAGAUUGAGCGGCUGCAGAUGGAGAUGAAGGAGGACGACGUUUCCUUUCUCAUGAAACACAAGAGCCGAAAACGCCGCCUCUUCUGCACGAUGGAGCCGGAGCCUGUCCAACCUGGUAUGCUCAUCGACGUUUGCAAGUACCUGGACUCCCUGCAGUACCGAGUCUGGAGGAAGAUGCUCGUGUGUGUCGAAUCUGUGCCUUUCAGCUUUGAUCCCAACACUGCAGCUGGCUGGCUCUCCGUGUCAGACGACCUCACCAGUGUCACCAACCACGGCUACCGGGUCCAGGUAGAGAAUCCGGAGCGCUUCUCAUCAGCGCCCUGCCUGCUGGGCUCCUGCGUCUUGUCGCAGGGCUCGCAUGCCUGGGAGGUGGACCUGGGGGCACUGCCGAGCUGGCGCGUGGGCGUGGUGCGGACGCGUCAGGAUGCGGGCGCCGAGGGCCACUCGCACAGCUGCUACCACGACACGCGCUCGGGCUUCUGGUACGUGUGCCGCACGCAGGGCGUGGACGGCGACCACUGCGUGACCUCGGACCCCGCCACAUCGCCCCUGGUCCCGGCCAUCCCGCGCCGCCUGCGCGUGGAGUUGGAGUGCGAGGAGGGUGAGCUGUCCUUCUACGACGCGGAGCGCCACUGCCACCUGUACACCUUCCACGCCCGCUUCGGGGAGGUGCGGCCCUACUUCUACCUGGGCGGCUCGCGGGGGGACGGGCCCCCCGAGCCGCUGCGCAUCUGCCCCCUGCGCAUCACCGUCAAGGAGGAGCUGGAUGGCUGAAGCCCGCCCUGCCGGAUGCCGCCGGGUCUCGCGCCCCGGUCCCGUUUUCUUUCUGUCUCUUCCCAAAGGCACACUCGACUUGGUACCUCUCUGCCUCCCGCCUUCUUGCCAGGAUCUUACUAAUGGCCCUCCUUGUCCUUUAAUGUGGCUCCAGGCCACGUGCCUCCUCCCUCAGUUUUGGUCCCUUCUCUACCCACCUUUGAAAGUCAUCCAGGAGACACCUCCCUGAUUAGGCUUUUCCCAAAGUUGUGGCAUCCUCUGGAUGUGAAUUUUCUGAUUGACAUUCUAAGAUUGCAGGGGAUAAUGUUUGCUUCUAGAAUGGGUCUGUUUAAAAAUGUAAGUUUCAUCAUUUUCCGAGAGUGGUGAGGCCAGCAGACUGGAAGAGGACUGCUGUUGACAAGAGUUUGUUACUCACACAGUCCCCAGGA
This is a messenger RNA of Eubalaena glacialis (North Atlantic right whale), 2001 nucleotides long. It is a transcript of the gene TRIM35, whose product is annotated as tripartite motif containing 35. Gene Ontology annotation, biological process: innate immune response; positive regulation of apoptotic process. Gene Ontology annotation, molecular function: zinc ion binding; protein binding. The record is from RefSeq and is a predicted model, not a curated record. Lineage: Eukaryota; Metazoa; Chordata; Mammalia; Artiodactyla; Balaenidae. The transcript is spliced from 6 exons. The coding region runs from base 92 to 1573 and encodes 493 amino acids.